Adineta ricciae is the source of this 609-nucleotide messenger RNA. Lineage: Eukaryota; Metazoa; Rotifera; Eurotatoria; Adinetida; Adinetidae. The record is from the annotation of a GenBank genome assembly.
AUGCAACAUACAUGUUCGCGAACAUGCCAACAUGUAGAUGAGACAAACGUUGGACAAUGGAAUUUAUAUACGAAAAUAGACAAAUAUAAUCUACAAUGUUACAAUGAGAAACAUGACGGAUCGGCCAAAGAGAUAUUUCGUGCAUGGGAUGAAAGACUUGAUCGAUCAAAAGUAGUCGAAAGUGAUGAUGAUCCGGAAUUGCUCUUUAGCAUACCAUUUCAUGGUGCUGUGAAAAUCACGGGCAUCUGUAUCAUUGGCGAGAACGAUCCGUCGCAUCCAAAUACAGUGAAACUAUGGAGUAACUCACCUGGACUACGAUUUGACAGUGCACAUGGUAAAGCUCACCAAGAGAUUGCGCUCACCUAUGAUCCAUCGGGAACAUUGGCAUAUCAAGUCAAUCCAACACAUUUCUCGCGUGUAACACAUCUCUCUCUGUAUUUCCCAUCGAAUUUCGGUGAUGAAACAACACGUAUAUAUUAUAUUGGUCUUCGUGGCGAGUAUCUCGGUGAGGUACAAUCCAAAGUCGUAAUUACAACUUAUGAAGCACGACCUCAAUUGAAAGAUCAUAAAGUAGACGAUUUACUCACCGGCAGUCGCGAAAUACAGUAG